AUGCAAAGGAACCGAGGACCAGCUGAACCGAGGAAAAGGCAGGUACUGUUUCCCUUCCUGCUGUCUUUGUUCUGCGGGGCCGCCUCCCAGCAGGUCCGCUACGCAAUUCCUGAGGAGAUGGCCAAAGGGUCGCUUGUGGGGAACUUUGCCAGGGAUCUAGGGCUUAGCAUCCAGGAGUUGACAGCUCGGAAACUUCGGGUUAGUGCAGAGGAGGAUUAUUUCAGCAUUAGCUCAGAGAAAUUACUGCUGGAGAAACCUUUGGACAGGGAACAGCAGAGCUCCCAUCGCCUAACCCUGACUGCCAUCGACGGCGGGGACCCGGCCCUAAGUGGCACUACUCAGAUCCGGAUCCAAGUCACCGACGCCAACGAUAAUGCCCCGGUGUUCAGCCAGGAUGUGUACAGAGUUAGCGUCCAAGAAGACGUGCCCCCGGGAAGCCCUGUGCUGCGGGUGACCGCCACGGACCAGGACGAGGGCAUUAACGCUGCUGUUGCAUAUGCCUUCCACAAUGUCCCUGCCAGUAGUAGCCUCCUCUUCGGGAUCGAUCCAAAUACCGGUGACAUCACAACGAAUGGGACACUGGACUUUGAAACAACAAGGAAAUAUGUGUUGGGCGUAGAAGCGAAGAAUGGAGGGGUCCACACAGCCCAUUGCAAUGUUCAGAUUGAAAUUGUUGAUGUGAAUGACAAUGCACCAGAGGUAACGUUCAUCUCCCUUUCCAACCAUAUCCCCGAGGACGCAGACAUUGGAACUGUAAUCGCCCUCAUCAAAGUGCGGGACCAGGAUUCUGGGCAAAAUGGCCUAAUGACCUGCUACAUUCAGAAAGACCUUCCUUUCAAAUUAGAAUCCACUUCAAAGAAUUACUACAAGUUAGUGAUUGACAGGGCCGUGGACCGGGAGCAGACAGCAGAGUACAAUGUCACCAUCACAGCAACCGACAGAGGCAAGCCGCCUCUCUCCUCCAGAACAAGCGUCACCCUGCACAUUGCUGACGUCAACGACAACGCUCCAGCCUUUCAGGAGGCCUCCUACACGGUUCACGUACCUGAGAACAACCUGCCUGGCACAUCCAUCCUUCAAGUCAGCGCCUGCGAUCCGGAUAUGGGCCCCAAUGGCCAGGUCUCUUACUCCAUCGUGGCCAGCGACCUGGAACCUCGCGCGCUGUCGUCCUACGUGUCCGUGAGCGCGCACAGCGGGGUGGUGUUCGCGCAGCGCGCCUUUGACCACGAGCAGCUACGCGCCUUCCAGCUGAUGCUGCAGGCGCGUGACCAGGGCUCGCCCUCGCUCAGCGCCAACGUGAGCCUGCGCGUGCUGGUGGGCGACCGCAAUGACAAUGCGCCCAGGGUACUGUACCCGGUGCUAGGACCCGAUGGCUCAGCGCUCUUUGACACGGUGCCACGCGCCGCGCAGCCGGGCUACCUGGUCACCAAGGUGGUGGCGGUGGAUGCGGACUCUGGAUGCCAGUAA
Elephantulus edwardii (Cape elephant shrew) is the source of this 1467-nucleotide messenger RNA. It is a transcript of the gene PCDHGB1, whose product is annotated as protocadherin gamma subfamily B, 1. Gene Ontology annotation, molecular function: calcium ion binding. Bases 1 to 1467 code for a protein of 488 amino acids. The record is from RefSeq and is a predicted model, not a curated record. Gene Ontology annotation, biological process: homophilic cell-cell adhesion. Lineage: Eukaryota; Metazoa; Chordata; Mammalia; Macroscelidea; Macroscelididae. Gene Ontology annotation, cellular component: plasma membrane. The transcript has 3 exons.